Molecule: messenger RNA, 3969 nt
Organism: Spodoptera frugiperda (fall armyworm)
Lineage: Eukaryota; Metazoa; Arthropoda; Insecta; Lepidoptera; Noctuidae
Product: TBC1 domain family member 13
Exons: 9
Coding region: 116-1354 (412 amino acids)
Biological process (GO): intracellular protein transport; activation of GTPase activity
Molecular function (GO): GTPase activator activity
Source: RefSeq, a predicted model, not a curated record
UACCUAUGUUUUCCAAGUUUGUAACAGCAUUCCCAUAAACAAAGACAAUUCGGUUUUUGUCACAUAUCAAAUCAAAUUAUUAUUAUUUUCACAAAUAAAUUACAACGUUUAGUGAAUGGAGCCUCCUUUUAAGCAUAUAUCAAGAGUGAUUCAUAUUAUGUUCAGUAUGUUGAAACAAAGGACUUUAAGGCACACCUUAGGGUAUGUGUCAAGUAGAAUAAAGGCGUUUGAGGAAGUUUUGGAGGCAGAUGUGGUUGAUAUUGAGAAGCUGAGGAAGUUAGCUUUUAAUGGUAUCCCUGACGAAAAGGGCUUGAGAUCUCUGGUAUGGAAGAUAUUGCUGCUCUACUUGCCCCAUCAAAAAAGCACUUGGAAAACGACCCUUAAUGAGAAAAGGCAAAAUUACAAACAUUAUAUAGAUGAAAUAAUAGUGUCUCCGGGUGGCCCCACUGACCACCCUCUGAAUAUCAGCCCUGACAGCUCUUGGAGCACUUACUUCAAGGACAAUGAAGUUCUGCUACAAAUUGACAAAGAUGUCCGUCGUCUGUGCCCUGAUAUAUCAUUUUUCCAGUCCGCCACAGAAUUUCCAUGCGAGGAAAUUGUCAACAGCAAUGGUGUGAAGAGAUUGCAUAAAAGAGUUGAACAAUCGGUCCUGAAAUUUUCAACUUUAGAAAGACGAGGACUUGGUGUGGCUAAAUUGAGCAAUGAAAUCCGGCGCUCGGACAGCUCACACAGCGGAGACUACGCACCUCUGAACGAGGGCUGUGAGGCGCACUGGGAGGUAGUGGAACGAAUGCUGUUCCUGUACGCUAAGCUGAAUCCCGGCCAGGGCUAUGUACAAGGAAUGAACGAGAUUAUCGGCCCCAUUUACCAUACAUUUGCUAUUGACCCCGACAAAGAAUUUAGAAAACAUGCUGAGGCUGAUUGCUUCUUUUGCUUCACCAACUUGAUGGCGGAGAUACGUGACUUCUUCAUACGUACCCUGGACGAGUCUGCCAGCGGCAUCAACUAUGUCAUGGGCAGGCUCAGUGAUUGCUUAAAGAAGACUGAUCCUGCUGUUUGGAACUUGUUGGAGAUACAAGAACUGAGGCCCCAAUAUUAUAGUUUUAGGUGGUUGACACUUCUGCUCUCUCAAGAAUUCUCACUACCAGAUGUGGAACGGAUUUGGGACUCCAUGUUUGCUGAUGGAAAGAGAUUUGAUUUCCUAAUUCACAUCUGCUGUGCCAUGAUUUUAUUGGUGAGAAACGACUUGCUCAGCGGAGAUUUUGCGUCCAAUGUGAAAAUACUUCAAAACUUUCCACCGAUGGAUGUAUCCCUGAUCUUAAACAAAGCUGUAGAAAUAUCAAACAUUCGAUAAAUUACAUUCUUUUAGUUAUUUCUUAUUAACUUUGAUAUCUCAACAUUUUUAAUCUAGAAUAUACAUACGAUGCAUUUACAUCUUUGGCGUUCUUAUUGUUAAAAAGACAUUUGGAUGUACCUUUUGGAUCUAUCGAAUAUUUUUUUAUUUAUUGUGUAUAAUGUUGUAUAAGGCCUAUUGUUCGUUGGAAACCAAUUUACUCCCGAAUUACUAUCAAUCAAUUACUAGAAUAAGUACAAUAUUAUUUAUGUAGCUAUAGUUUUAAUUAUGUAGUAUGCUUUGCAAUGAGAUGUCAACAGUUAUAAAACUUGGUAGUGACGUCAGUAUAGAUAGACAAGAGAGGUAGAGCGGAGCUAAAUUGACAUUGUAUUGGUCUCGAAAAUGCAUUUACGUACAGACUUUAAAAUAAAGAUUUUUAAUCUCAUUGCAAAACCUAUUCCAUUAGUUAUUCAAAUUGUUUGCCAUAAUUGUAGUUACCCCAUCUACAUUCAGUGUUCUGUAUUUUAUAUAAUAAUUGUACGUCAACCCCGCAUUUCUGGCCGUAGCGAUUCAAUAGACAUGUAAACAUGUUUGUGCUUUCAGUUUUUUUAUACUUAAAUGUGAUAAUCAUUAAAUUAUUAGAAAAAUAAAAACGAACCUAAUGUAGGGAUUAAGAUUAAUAGUCUAAGACUAUACUUGACGGGACAUCUUAACGUAUGCCUGUACUAUGAGAGAGCUCAUGAUGGAAGUUCAAUGCAACGCACAUUUAUUAAUGAUUCUCUCUCGUGAUUCUCUUCGUUCGCGGCUAAUCUCUUGUUGCCGUGCUGUAUACAGGACUAAGAAAAGAUAAUGAGACUCCUAAGUAUCUCUUAUUAUGUACUAUUUCUAAAACCAUGUCUAACUUUGCGUAUUCUUAUAUACUCAAUAAUAUUAGUGUCUGUUUAAUCAAUCAAUUUUUAUAGAAUAAAUACUACAUGUUAUACAAGUAAUUUUAAUAAAAUUGGUAGUACAUUAUUGAAUUAUGAAAACUUACAAUAACUUCCAAACGAGCUCUUUAUGUAACUAAUACGUACUUUUUAUGUGGUAAUAAGGUUGAAUAAUUCAAACUCUUCAAUUAAAGCAUCUUCGAUAUUACGUACUGAUAUGACUUAGAGGUGUAAUGCAAAAUUGAGUCUGUAUUUCAUGUUAUUGUAUGUUAAUGGCCGUAGUUAAGUAUUUUUAUGUAUGUAGGAAUAGAUUUUAGAGACGUAGAUAUGACAUAACCAUUAUGAUAAUAAAAUACAUACGUAUAACAUGUAUUUAAGUAAAAAGUGCAUAGCUACUGAUUAAGACCACCACCUGAUUUUACUGUGCAGUUAUUGUGUGGUGUUUUCGGUAAUUUUUUCGUCAUACGUUUCCCCAGAGCGCUAAUAUUACAGUAAAGGAAUUCACUGGUUGCCGUAUGCUUGGCAGAAGAGAAUAGCAUUGUCAGUACCACGACUCUUCCCGCGAAUGUCGUAAGAGCCGACUAAGGGCCUGAACAGCAGAAGGGCAGCAGCCCUCUCUGAUAGAUAAACCGUGGAGAUUUUAGAUAUAGGAUAUAUGACAUCGUUAACGUUAACCUCGCCACCAACUUUCUUAUUUUACUGAGUAAUCGCAGUGUUGACAAUGUACCUAAUACAUAUCUAAAGAAAUAAGAAAUAACCGUAUCCGUAAUAUAGCAUUUGUAAUGUAUUUUAUCGUGGAAGGAUUGUAUAUUUAUGAUCCUGUCAUAAGUUUUAUAUUGUAGCUAUAUGCGUACACUCGUUAAUUGCUGUUAAUAAUAGUGAGGGAGGGCUAUAGAAGGAACUACUUGAUAAUUAAUAUUUGGUGUAUGACAUUUACUGCCACUAGCGGAGUAGAGUCGUUUUUAAAUUGUGAACUGUUUUUUUAGUACUCGAGCGUUACAGAUAUUGAUUGUACUGAUAUUCGCAAUGAAAUAAUCCUAAUCUGCCGGGUUAGGUUAGGGGGCCGUGUGAAAGGGUAACAUGAAAAUCCUUCAAUACCUUCCCAUUUAUAAAUCGUGUUCAAGUCUGCAAAGCAUUGAAAUGCACUUCAUAGUACGUGAUCAUGCAACAUUUCCUCCUUUAUUAUGGCGAAACUGUUUUAUUUUGAUCGGUUGCCUGUAUAAACCAUACAAAUAAGUGAGUGUAUAUAGCAGGCUACUAGAUAUUUGCCAUAUUUAUUUAUCUGACACGCUCGAGUAACUACCGAUAUGCCUGGUUCCCUCACUAUACCAUUAUUCAUGUUAUAGAGUACCAAGACCUGAAUACGUAGUAAAUCAUAUGUCUAAACAGUUCUCUUCAUAUUGUAAGCACAAAAGUAAAUGUAGCAUAAAUGAUAAUUACAAUGGUCACGCAAAUGUAAUGCGACGUAAAUGUUUAACAAGUUAUGAUCUAUAAUUCCACAUACCUAAUAAUAAUUGCAUGUUUUGACGUAUUUUAUCCUCUUAGAACGAUUUUUAAAAAUCCAGUACCAUGUAGCUACCAUUACAGUACCACCGCCAUGUGACUAUGUGACAACCAUGACACCUAUCGCUCCGUAGUGUAACAUGUCAUGUACUUCCUCGUUUAUGUGUUAUAUCAAUUUUGGAAAAUAAAUGGGCAAAGUGUAAUGUA